Lathyrus oleraceus (garden pea) is the source of this 933-nucleotide messenger RNA. RefSeq lists its product as uncharacterized. NCBI's taxonomy places the organism in Eukaryota, Viridiplantae, Streptophyta, Magnoliopsida, Fabales, Fabaceae. The transcript has a single exon. The record is from RefSeq and is a predicted model, not a curated record. Bases 1 to 933 code for a protein of 310 amino acids.
AUGAGGAAAGAUGCUUUUGAAUGCAAAAAGGUGAUGAGUCUGAUUCAAGAAGCUGGAUUAAUGAAAAAUGUUACUGGUUUUGGCAAGUGCUAUGAAAUGCUUGUUAAAGAAUUUAUUGUGAACAUAUCUAAGGAAUGUGACAACAAGAGGAGCAAGGAGUUUAGGAAAGUGUAUGUCAGAGGAAGAUGUGUGGAUUUUUAUCCUGAAAUAUUCAACAGGUUCUUGGGCAUAAAUGAAGAAGAACAGGCUGAAAUAGAAGUCUCUGACAAUGUCAUCUGCAAAGAGAUUACUGCUAAACAAGUGAAAGAAUGGCCAUCGAAAGGGAAACUAUCCGCAAGUGCCUUGAGUGUGAAGUAUGCUAUUCUCCACAGAAUUGGAGCUGCUAAUUGGGUUCCAACCAAUCACACUUCCAACAUUGCUACAGGACUAUGUAAGUUUAUUUAUAUUGUUGGGACCAAGUCAAGUUUUAACUUUGGAUCAUAUGUCUUUGAUCAAACUAUGGAGCAUGUUGCCUCUUAUGCUGUGAAGAUUCCAAUAGAUUUUCCCUCCUUGAUCUGUGGUGUUAUCCCGAGUCAACACCCAAGUAUCUUAAUCAGUUCUGACAAUAUCUGCAAAAGGGAACAUACUCUCUCAUUACAUUAUAGAUUGUUUACUGGGAAACAUGUUCCAGAUAUUGUAAUGACAUAUGGGCAGACACCUUCCAUGCCUACUAAUAGAACAUGCAUCCUUGCUGAGCUAAAAGAUACCUACAAGACUUUCGAUGAAACUAUCAAAAGUUGUACUGAAAGGAAAAGCAAGAUUGAAAUAUUGAUAAAGGCCUUGUCUGAAGAAGAAGAAAGUUUGAAAGGUAAUGGAACAGAUGAAGAAGAGGAAAAUGAAGAUGGGUCUGAUUCAAGUGGUGAUGAAGAUGCUACCAGUAAUGAUGAGGACUGA